Daphnia carinata is the source of this 1698-nucleotide messenger RNA. Its product is annotated as keratin, type II cytoskeletal 6B-like. NCBI's taxonomy places the organism in Eukaryota, Metazoa, Arthropoda, Branchiopoda, Diplostraca, Daphniidae. The coding region runs from base 123 to 1619 and encodes 498 amino acids. The transcript is spliced from 7 exons. The record is from RefSeq and is a predicted model, not a curated record.
UUCGAAUUCAGUGUUUGGUGAACUUGAUCCAUUCACUAAUCUGCAGCUAGAAUGUUAAAAGCGUAUAAAUACUUGACUGCAAUGUCAUGUCGCGUUCAGACUGACAUACUCUUCAGCAAGAAAUGGUUAUCGAAAACCAGCAAGGACGUCGACGACGUCAAUUUUUGGUGCUUUGGACUCUUUUCUGUUUGGCUCUAGAAUGUGAGAAUAUCGACGCUCUCGGAUUAUCGAGAAAUCCAUUGUUCAACGGCAUGUUGAAUAGGAGAAACGCAAUUCCAACUGCGAGUAUCGGCAACCUGCAUCACAACCAACAGCUUUUUAAACAUCAGCAAAAUUACCACCAGUUGUUACAUCAGAACAAUCAGCCACUAGUUCCGGCUGCUUCGUCCCCACCAGUAGCAGCAGCAAGUAGUUUAACUAAUCACGUUGAUCCUUAUAUAAGUGGGUCUAAUUCUUUGGACAAAGCAGUUCCUGAAAAUCCCGAAUUAGAUCAAAUUGCAGCUGACGUCCAGGCUGAACAGAAGUCGAAUAACUUGGCCGCUUCAGCAUCCAGUACAAGCUAUACUUCCGCCGUCAGUGGAGGCUACGGGGCAGACACUGGUAGUUCGCUUGGAAGCUAUGGAUCCGGUGGCUCGGUCGGAAGCUAUGGAAGUGGAUCAGUUAGUUCCGGCGGAGGAUAUGGAGGAGGAUCUGGCGGCGCAGGCGCAGUAUACGGAAGUUCAUCUGUCGGAGCAAUCGGAAGCUAUGAUUCAACAGGAUCUAUUGGAAGUUAUGGAUCAAGCGGAAGCUAUGGAGGAAGCACCGCUGGAGUUGGUUCAACUUACGGUGGACUCACAGGCGGCAGCUACGGAGGAUCUACAGGAGCAAGUAGUUUCGGAGCAGGAUCUACUGGACUAAGCAGUUACGGAACAGGAUCCACUGGAACAGGUAGUUUCGGUUCAGGUGGAAGCAGUUAUAAUUUUGGUGGCAGCUCAGGCAGUAGCUACGGCCUGAACAGUGGAUCUUCAUCAUACAGUGUACCACCAUAUGGCGGUGGAACUCCAUCCUACUCCGUAAUAGUAUCUUAUCCAGCUCAACAGGGAGCCACAAAAGCAGACACUAUUCAUCUUCUAAGUUCGCUUGCACCUUCCCUUUUGCUCAGUUCAUUGUUGAUACCCCUAGCUCUGGCUUUAUUGACCAACACUACCAGUUCGCUAAUUGGAAGAAAGAAACGUGAUCUGUAUAAUGAUUAUGAUGAUGACUUGCAGUUUUCGUUGAGCGGAGAUAUUUUAGACGCUGACAUUACGUUAUUGGACGCCCAUUUUUUCCCAACAAUGGAUGCCAUGCUAGAGUCUUACUCACCUGACGAUGGCGAGAGACUAGCUGACUUUGUGCGUCAGUGGGGCUUGCUUGACACUCAAAAUCCUUGUCUAGAGAAGUUGGCGUGUCUGGCUGCGACCACUAAUAGCAAGUUUAAACGAUAUGACAAUCUGAAAAAAGCUAUACGGCUGCUGGAGAAAACUGUAGAUCCAGGUAUAAAGAAACGUUUACAAGAUGGAUCUUCCGUGGGUGCAACCAAAGAACGAAACUGCUUGACCACAUUCAUUUGCAAAAGCACGAAAUCGGAUGUUCCGUCUUAAACGCCAGCGUUUAAAACGUCCGAAUUCUCUAUGAAAAUAUUUAUUGAAUGUGAAAUUUUAAUUAAAUUCAUUUACCUAU